This is a messenger RNA of Camellia sinensis, 3314 nucleotides long. RefSeq lists its product as uncharacterized. The record is from RefSeq and is a predicted model, not a curated record. Lineage: Eukaryota; Viridiplantae; Streptophyta; Magnoliopsida; Ericales; Theaceae.
AAGAGGAAGUGUAAGAAGGGAGUCUUGACUCCCUUUGGUUAUGCUGCAAAAAGGCUUGGAUGAAACAACAGACAAUUCUCUUUCGAAUCGGCCCUCUCAGGCUCAGCUCAGCUAGCUUUUGUCUCAAUCCCCCGAAUUUUACGUUCCUUUUUCCUUCUUAAUACAUAUAAGGGCAGGUCGUUAUAGAUCGAUACAUACAUACAUACAUACAUUCUCUCUCUCUCUCUCUCUCUCUCUCUCUGUCUAUAUAUAUAUAUAUAUAUCUUCGUGCGCCUCUUCAAACCUUUUCCCUAUCGAACCCUUUUCACACCAGGUCCCUUUUCCGUCGACCCAUUUGCGGUUUCUCUCUCUCUAAACCCUUCUAAACCCUUCUCUCUAGAAUUCACGUACGAUGGUAACCCCCUUUGUGACCUCUGAAACCCUCGUUGAAGGCCUCUUCUUCUGGGUUUAAUCAGUUUUGGAUAUUUUUGGUGAUAUGGGCGAUCUUCAAGUUUUUUCUCAGCAGCCAAACGGUGUCCUGACGGAAGAUCGUUCUUUUUCGGUGUCCUUCUCGCCGCCAUUGCCUGCUUCUAACCCUGAUCCAUCGUCAAUUGGGGAGGAAAGUUGGGCGAUAGCUGAACAAACCACCCAACAAGUCAUAUGUUGUAUUCACCCCACUUUGGACUCUGAGGAGAAGAGGAAAGAUGUAAUUGAAUAUGUUCAGAGACUCAUCAGAUGUUCUCUUGGAUUUGAGGUCUUCCCCUAUGGCUCUGUGCCACUGAAGACCUACCUUCCUGAUGGAGAUAUUGAUUUGACUGCCCUUAGCAGUCCUACUGUUGAGGAGACUUUGGCCCGUGAUGUACUUGCUGUUCUGCAAGGAGAAGAGCAGAAUGGGAAUGCUGAGUAUGAAGUGAAGGAUACACAAUUCAUUGAUGCUGAGGUUAAACUUGUGAAAUGCCUAGUGCAGAAUAUUGUAAUAGAUAUCUCCUUCAAUCAGUUAGGAGGACUUUGUACACUAUGUUUCCUUGAGCAGGUUGAUCGCCUUGUUGGCAAAGAUCAUCUCUUCAAACGUAGCAUUAUUCUGAUAAAGGCUUGGUGCUAUUAUGAAAGUCGUAUUCUUGGUGCCCCUCAUGGUUUAAUUUCUACGUAUGCUUUGGAAACAUUGGUCUUAUAUAUUUUCCAUCUCUUUCACGCAUCAUUAGAUGGGCCUUUGGCGGUUCUCUACAGAUUUUUGGACUAUUUUAGCAAAUUUGAUUGGGAAAACUACUGUAUUAGCUUGAAAGGACCAGUUAGCAAAGCUUCACUGCCUGAUAUAGUUGUUGAGAUGCCAGCAAAUGUGGGGGAUGAUUUGAUGCUUAGUGAAGAAUUUCUUAGAAACUGUAUGGACAUGUUCUCAGUUCCAUCAAGGGGGCUUGAAACAAAUUUGCGAGCAUUUCCACAAAAGCAUCUAAAUAUAAUUGAUCCGCUGAAAGAAAAUAACAACCUUGGGCGCAGUGUCCACAGAGGUAAUUUCUAUCGAAUACGUAGUGCUUUCAAAUAUGGGGCCCGCAAGCUUGGUCGAAUUCUUCUAUUACCAAUAGAGAGAACUGCAGAUGAGAUCAAGUGGUUCUUUUCAAACACACUGGAGAGGCAUGGACGUAAAUCUGGCAAUUUGUCCUUGUCAUCUCAUUCCAGAACAUUCUCUGAGGAAAAGAUUCAACUGAACUCAUUGAAUCUUGAUUUGGAUAGUAAUAUACCAGAGGUGGAAGAUAAUGAACUAGACAGAUACUCCAUGAAAGAUGAUUCUUUACAGGCGGCUUGUCCAAGAGAUGGGAUUGGUGUUUUAGGAUCUCACUUAGCUGGAGACUCAAGUUUGAGAAUCGCCAGUGACUUGUCUGAUUGUUCACCAUCAAAUUGCGACUUAAACAAUUCUCUUUCUGGUUUAUAUUACUAUGCACCUCAUAAUAAGAUGUUGUAUGAAGAAAAGGUGGCAAACAUUGCUGAUGAGAGGAUGGGUUUUGAUUCAUGGAUUGAACACAGGGAGAACCAUUUGGGGGCUGGUUAUGGAGUCUGUUCAUGCACUAAUAAUCAUGAGGGUGUGAGCUGUUGUGGUUCUGGAAUCUUGAGUCCAUAUGCGCUUCUAUCAGAAGGUUUGGCCCUUGAUCUUAGGGAAAAGAUUUGGCUGAUAUUGCUGGAAGCACCGAAACAUUGAAUCCCUUGUCAGACCUUAGCGGGGACUAUGACAGUCACAUAAGGAGUUUGCUAUAUGGUCAGUGUUGCCAUGGGUAUGCUUUAUCCGCACCUGUACUGCCCAAUCCCAAUCCGCCCACAUUCCAUUCUCAGGUGCAAAAUAAAAAGCCAUGGGAAACUGUUCGUCGAUCCAUGCCACUUAAGCGGAGCGUGAAUUCUCAAACGAACACAACUGGUGCAGUCUUGGGAUUUUCGCAAAACCCCAUGAACAAUCCCCCACUAUCCAAUUCUUUGGGUUCAGAAGAAAAACAUCAAGCACGAGGAACUGGCACAUACUUUCCCAAUUCGAGUGGUUGUUCAUGCAGAGGGAGGUCCUCACAAGGAAGGGGAAGGAACCAGGCAUCGGGGAAUCAACGCCAGUCAUGGAGACACACUCGUAACAAUGGCUCAGCUCCAACACUGCUGGAGAAGAAAAAGUCAUUUGAGGGAGGCAGCCAUGAGCUUCCACAUUCUCGGUCCCAGCAAUCUACUCAUUCUGAGCUGGACGAUGACUCUAAUUCUUCUGGUUUCUCCAUCUUAUCUCAGAAACUUGAAUUUGGAUCGUUUGGAGAAAUGCCGGAAGAAAGCGGUCCGACAGCUUCAGACACUUGUCGAGGCUGGGGCUCCACUCCAAGCCCAGUGACAAUGAAAGUGCAGAGCGCAAAAACAGUAUUGGAUAAUAAUCAAGAAAGGGUUGCAAAGCAGUCAUACCACCUCAAGGAUGAAGAUUUCCCUCCUUUGGCCAUCUGAAUAUGCCUUUGCAAGGAUUUUCGAUACAUAUAUAAGAAAGAGCAGGCAAAUAGCUGUAGAUUCUAACAAACUUACCAGUCCAAAUAUUUAGAGAGGGAAUAUGCUCUUUUUGCAUUUUUCUUUUUUUCUUCUCUUUUUUUUUUAAAAAAUUUUGGUGGUUGUUGAUGUGAUGUACAAAAAUUGGCUCUGUACAUUCUUCUAGUGUUGAAAAAUUACUAGUUUAUACAAAAUUUGAAAAGAUUAGUUAUGUUGAAUAUUGGGUUAUAUACUAUAGGUAGUGUUCUGGUGUGAAAGGCGUGCAUGUAGAAUUGUGGAUAUUGUGUUUGGAUGUAUACCUACAUUGAGUCACAGUUUGAAUAACUAAUUUUCGUUGUAUU